UAACACCGCUUCUCCAAAGCUUCUCCAACAUUUCGACGAUUUUUUUAUAGAAUGAUUUACGAGGGCACCCAUAACAACUAGAACAAGCCAAGGCAGGCAUCUAAGAAAUACGUUAUUAUCGCUAUGAAAGCAUCGUCGUCGUCGUCAUCAUCAUCACCAUCGCUAUCGCCAUCAGCAGGAAAGCCAGUACCAGCAUUCGUUCGAAAAGCAUUAUUUGAAAUUUUGGGUCUAACUCAACAGCAGCAGCAACAACAAGAGCAUCAUGAGCAUAUGGAGUUGAGCCAAAUCGAGUUGAUCUAUCGUGCUGAGGGUAAUGCAAAUUUGGUGCUUGCGUUGCCGCAAUUUAAAAAAGUUUUACGUUUGCCAAAAAUGCAACAAAAUCAACAGCAACAACAACAACCUUAUCAAGAAAGUAAGCAUCAAGAGCAACAACAACAGCAACAGCAACCGGAAUUGGCUUCAACUACCGGCCAUCAUUUAAACCAAAAAGCACAUAGUGCUACUACUGAAAGUGAUGUUGACGGUGAUAGUAGUGGUGAAUUUUUGACAAUGGAACACUUUGUGGCAUAUAUCGGUAUUAUACGUUGUCUUCUGGGAAAUGAGUUUAUAUAUGAAGCGGAUGCUGUAGACUUGCCAAACCCCAGCGCCAGGCAUUGGAUAAAUCAGCAUAUCAAGCUACAUAGACCAGUUAAACGUUUGGACAAAGGGUUUUUUGGUUCUUCUGGUUUGCUGUUACCAGAUGCUACCCAACUGCCGGUCGAGUUCGAUAUUUUAUUUUCAAAUUUACAGAAAUUGGAAUCAAACUCAGACACGUAUGCUGUAGAAAUAAAACCGAAACAGGGCUGGUUAUGGGAUAUUUAUGACAUUAACAAUUUAAGCGGUAAAAAGCGUGAAACAGCAGCACCUACAACGCAUGUCCAACAACAAUGUGGAAUGCAAGGUUUACCUAAAGUAUCAUUGCCAUCUCGAGCACCGACAAGUUGGCAUGACAACCGUGAUGAUGAUAUAAAAUCUUUCUCGCAGGACAUCAGGUGCCGCUAUUGCAGUAUGCAACUUUUAAAGUUAAAACAAGAGAAAAUCCGUCAACUAAGCCAUUAUUGCCCGAUUAAUUUGUUUUCCGGUGUUCCUGACAAAAUGUUUAAUGCUUUGCAGGCAUUGUUCGAAUGCCCACAAAAUAACCUACGCAUAUAUCGUAAUGGCCAACUAAUUUAUGAUGAUCAUCUCAGUGGAAAUUGCAGUAUUGAACAAGUUUUUCCAAGUGACAAACUACAGAUUAUAAAACAUUUGCUGGUAACGUGUCUGUUAAGGGACUACAGUCAAGAAAUUACCCCAACUAAAGAUGAUAAUAGCAAAGCUAAUACAAUAACUGUUAGUUGCGUUGAUGCAGCUACUAUUGCUAGUAAGUUGCACUCAACUGCAACCUUAACAGAUUGCCGGACAAUGUUCAAGUGUGAGAAUCUUAUAAAACAAAGGCUCCAAAAGAGAAUAACGAACGCGGACACCAUCACUACCACCACCAUUACCUUCACCACCACCACAUUGUUGCCAACCAUAAUAACCAGCUCAAGCAUGUCAACAGAGCAGACGGCGUCAACGGCAACAACGGCUACAACAAUAUCCUUUUCUGUAAGCCCCGAACAACAUCAAAAUGACAGCCAAACGGAAAUGCUAUGCUUACCGAAAAAUUGUAUCUUGCAAAAAAUUUUGCAUUUACAACUAUUGGCUAAGAAAAAUUUCGCGUACAUGCUAAGGCAGCAGUAUGCAAAAAAAUUUGCCAAAACCUAUGGAGAUUUGCGUACGUUACUUAAAAAAUUUAAAGACAAUCAUCAGCGUAUAGCACUGACACAACUUACGCCAGAGGAAGAAUAUCUGUUGGCUGCUACUGCUUUAGAUUGUUCCAUUAUGAUAACAUUCAAAGAAUUAAAGAAGGCAGCAGACGCAGCAGAGAGUUCCUCGAAUAGCCCUUUUGUGGUAGAUUUAUCGGCAUAUGAUUGUAAAUUUUCAACGAAAAUCGCCUUAUUGGACUUGGAUCCAAAGCCUGACAGUCAUUUCGCGAAAUAUUAUCAGCAAACUGAGGAAAUUUUAAAUCUCUUCAAAACUUAAAGAUUGGCUGCACUUACUUUUACUUAGGUGCCUAGAAGAGGGAGGAAUGUCGAUUUGUUUUCC
Messenger RNA from Glossina fuscipes, 2166 nucleotides. It is a transcript of the gene Ipk1, whose product is annotated as inositol-pentakisphosphate 2-kinase. Gene Ontology annotation, molecular function: ATP binding; inositol-1,3,4,5,6-pentakisphosphate 2-kinase activity. Gene Ontology annotation, cellular component: nucleus. Gene Ontology annotation, biological process: inositol phosphate biosynthetic process. The record is from RefSeq and is a predicted model, not a curated record. The transcript is spliced from 11 exons. Lineage: Eukaryota; Metazoa; Arthropoda; Insecta; Diptera; Glossinidae. The coding region runs from base 124 to 2103 and encodes 659 amino acids.